Molecule: messenger RNA, 1918 nt
Organism: Alligator sinensis (Chinese alligator)
Lineage: Eukaryota; Metazoa; Chordata; Crocodylia; Alligatoridae
Gene: PIF1
Product: PIF1 5'-to-3' DNA helicase
Exons: 12
Coding region: 1-1323 (440 amino acids)
Biological process (GO): telomere maintenance; DNA repair
Molecular function (GO): DNA helicase activity
Source: RefSeq, a predicted model, not a curated record
AUGCGCUCAGCCGCCGGACUCUCGCAGGAGCAGGCGCUGGUGCUGAGCGCGGCGCUGAGCGGCAGGAGCGUCUUCUUCACGGGCAGCGCUGGGACUGGGAAAUCAUUCCUGUUGAAGAAAAUCCUGGGUUCGCUUCCACCAAAGAGCACCUAUGCUACAGCCAGCACAGGAGUGGCUGCUUGCCACAUUGGGGGUACCACGCUGCAUGCCUUCGCAGGCAUUGGUUCUGGGAAGGCACCACUGGAGCAGUGUAUUCAGUUGGCCCAAAGGCUGGGAGUGCGUCAACACUGGCUGGGCUGCCAGCACUUAAUUAUCGAUGAGAUCUCAAUGGUGGAUGGCGAGUUCUUUGAUAAGCUGGAGGCUGUGGCCAGAGCAGUCAGGAAACGGGAUGACCCCUUUGGAGGCAUACAGCUGAUCAUCUGUGGGGACUUCCUGCAGCUGCCCCCAGUCUGCAAGGGCAACGACCAAAUCAAGUUCUGCUUCCAGGCCAAGAGCUGGAGGAAGUGUAUCCAUGUGAACAUGGAGCUGACAGAGGUGCGGAGACAGACUGACAAGGCCUUCAUCUCACUCCUGCGUGCAGUCCGCCUGGGCAGGUGCCCAGAUGAGGUCACUUGGCAGCUGACCCAGACGGCUGCCAACAGGGUUGAGAGGGAUGGGAUCCUGGCCACACGGCUCUGCACACACAAGGAUGAUGUGGAGCUGACAAAUGAGAGGCGACUACAGCAGCUGCCAGGAGAGAGACGCUGCUUUGAGGCUGUGGACAGCGACCCCAUGCUGGCCAAAUUAAUUGAUGCCCAGUGUCCAGUAGGUCACCACAUUGAGCUGAAGCCUGGAGCCCAGGUCAUGCUUACCAAGAAUUUGGAUGUGUCUCGGGGCCUGGUGAAUGGGGCACGAGGGGUUGUUGUUGAAUUUGAAGCUGGAGGGAAAGGGCUUCCUAGGGUGAGAUUUCUUUGUGGGGUCACAGAGGUCAUCAAGCUGGAGCGAUGGAUCUUCAAAGGGCCUUCUGGCGUUCAUUUGAGUCGCCAGCAGUUGCCCCUAAAAUUGGCCUGGGCUAUUUCCAUCCACAAGAGCCAGGGCAUGUCGCUGGACUGUGUGGAGAUCUCCCUGUCUCGUGUCUUUGAAAGUGGCCAGGCUUAUGUGGCCCUUUCCCGAGCUCGGAGCCUCAAGGGCCUCCGUGUCCUGGACUUUGAUCCCAAGGUUGUGAAAGCCAACCCACAAGUGCUGCAGUUCUACAGUCAGCUGCGAAGGGACCAAAUUCUCAUGCAGGCACCUCUACACAGGUAUGCUGACACCGAUGAGAAGGAGAAUUGGGAAUCCAGCUGAGGACAGAUGGGCUACCUCAGACACAGCAAGGACCGCUCUGUUGUCAAGAAUCUCUUGCUGCAGGUGGAAUCCCAUAGUUCUUGGAAUGCGUUUGCUUCCUCGUGCUCACGUGUGGAUUUGGAGCCACGGUGUGAAACAUUCAGAUGUUUUGGCUGAUAACAUUUUCUCUGGAGAAAACUCAUCUUGUGCCUGUCCAGAGUGGGAGGCAGUGUCUCUAUACUCUCUCUUCCCAGUAUGUGCAGUUGUGAGCCAUGGGACUUUGAAGAGGCCAAGUUGGUAUCAUGGAGGACUUCCUCUUCUUAAGAGCUGCUAGCUUGGGGAGGGGUGGAGGCGUUGUUGCACAGAAGAGGUGCUGUUGAACAGCUGGAGCUUGCUUCUCUGCUGCAAGCAGGCUAGCUCUGGCUCUGCACGAGCCACCCUCUGGCUGUCGCUCUGUAGGCCAUUGAGUGCAGCAUCAUGCUGCUUGCAGUACUUUGUACCCCCUGCCUUUUUCCUCUGGCUGUAGGCAGGGCUCAGCACUUGCAGUAUUUGGUGAAAUUAGGUGGAAUCAUAAACCCUCUCUUAAUUUUGAAAAACUUUUAGAUUCAAUAAAAAG